Molecule: messenger RNA, 1770 nt
Organism: Aspergillus mulundensis
Lineage: Eukaryota; Fungi; Ascomycota; Eurotiomycetes; Eurotiales; Aspergillaceae
Gene: helE
Product: 3-ketosteroid 1-dehydrogenase helE
Exons: 1
Coding region: 1-1770 (589 amino acids)
Source: RefSeq, a predicted model, not a curated record
AUGAGUUUUAACCCCAGUCCCCUCCCGCUUAUCACCACACAGCCAAACCCACAUCCAUCACGACUCCAAUCCGCCACCAGAACUCAAACCAAGACAGCAACCCCAGAAUUCGCCGAAGAAACCGACCUCCUAAUAAUCGGCUCCGGCGCCGGCGCCCUAACCGCCAACCUCCGCGCGCGAAGCCUCGGCCUGCGCAGCAUACUCAUCGAGAAAGAAGACCUAGUCGGCGGCGCGUCCGCAAUAUCCGGCGGCGGGUUCUGGAUCCCAUGUAACCCCAUCUCCGGAGUCGCGGACUCCAAAGACGCAGCGUUGACGUACUUCGCGCAGGCUGUGGGUGAUGUCGGUCCUGCUUCGUCUCUCGAGAAGCGAGAUGCGUUCGUCAGCAAUGGGGCGCGGAUGGUUGAGUUCCUAAGGCAGCACGGGUUUGAGUUCCAUGUUAGCAAGGGGUAUCCGGAUUAUUAUCCGCGCAUGGAGGGGGCGAUGGGUGGGGGUGGGAGGAGCUUGGAGGCGAGGGUUUUUGAUAUGAGGAGGGUUGGGGUGUGGGAGGGGAGGAUCCGGCCGUCGGGGAUCCCGGUUGCGAUGUAUACGCAUGAUGGACGUGUGUUUUCGCGGGUGUUGUCUUCGGUGGUUGCGUUUGGGUAUGUGGUGAGGAGGAUGCUGCCGCUGUUUGCGAGGAUGGUUGUUGGGCAGAGGCCGGCGAGUAUGGGGAGGGCGUUGGUGGGACAGCUUCUGCAUUUGAAUCUGAAGCAUGAUGGGGAGUUUGAUCUCAGGACGCAGACAGGCUUGUCGAAACUGAUUCAGGACCCUACGGGCAGAGUCGUCGGAGCUGAAGUACGAACUGCUGACGCAUGUACGUCCAUCCGUGCAACAAGGGGCAUCAUCCUCGCAGCCGGGGGCUUCGCACAUAACAAGGAAAUGCGCGAGACAUACUUGCCCAGCCCGGCAACCACAGACUGGACAAGCUCGCCCCCAGGCGACACCGGCGACGCAAUCCAAGAAGGCAUCCGGAUCGGCGCGGCGACAGCGUUGAUGGACGACGCGUGGUGGGGACCAACGAUCAUCGAUCCCGUUACGCUCAAGCCUCACUUUGCAUUGAUGGAGCGCUCUGUUCCUCACUGUUUCAUCGUCGACUCGAGCGGUGCGCGGUUCAUGAACGAGGCAGAGAGCUAUACCGACGCCGGCCACGACCAGUAUACGAGGAACGAAACAGUCAAGGCCAUCCCCGCCUGGCUGAUUCUCGACUCAAACCAUCGCGAGAGGUACAUGCUAGGAAGGCUCCUUCCGAAGAAAAAACCUUCAAAGCAAGCGCUCGGUCAGGGUGUAGUCAUCACAGCUACCUCGCUCGCGGAACUCGCCCGGAAAACCGGCAUCGAUCCAACUGGUCUCGUCGCGACAACAAAGCGGUACAAUGAAAUGUGCAAGACAGGCGUUGACGAGGAUUUCGGCAAAGGCAGCAACGCCUACGACCAGUUCUUCGGCGACCCUGUCGUCGGUCCGAACCCGAAUAUGGGACCGUUGCUCAAGCCGCCGUUCUAUGCUACCGCGGUCUGGCCGGGCGAUCUAGGCACCAAGGGCGGACUGUUGACGGACGAGUUCCAGCGGGUCUUGGACAAGGAUGCAAAUCCUAUCCCUGGUCUGUUUGCCAUUGGCAAUACUGCAGCUAGUAUCAUGGGGCGGACGUAUCUGGGUGCGGGAUCGUCGUUGGGACCGGCGAUGACGCAUGGCUAUAUCGCGGCAGAUUUUAUCAGCAAGGAGCUUGACGCCAAGUAG